This is a messenger RNA of Baudoinia panamericana UAMH 10762, 1140 nucleotides long. RefSeq lists its product as uncharacterized. Gene Ontology annotation, molecular function: oxidoreductase activity. Bases 44 to 898 code for a protein of 284 amino acids. NCBI's taxonomy places the organism in Eukaryota, Fungi, Ascomycota, Dothideomycetes, Mycosphaerellales, Teratosphaeriaceae. The record is from RefSeq and is a predicted model, not a curated record. The transcript has 3 exons.
AAGUCACCCCCUCUCGAUUGUAAUACACCUCAUGCUUAGAAGAAUGGCGAACUCAAGCCCCUCCCUAACCACCCCCAUUCGUCUCAACAAUGGCCUCACGAUGCCUCAAAUCCACCUUGGAGUCUACCUCAUGUCCGGCGCCGAGGCUUCCCAUGCCGUACACCAUGCCCUCGAUGCAGGAUACCGUGCCGUCGACUCCGCCCAGAUGUAUCGCAACGAAAAGCAAGUCGGCAACGCCAUUCUGGAUUGGCUCAAGUCACAUCCGGACGUGAAGCGGGAAGAUAUACACUACACGACUAAACUGGCGAGCAACAGCGACUACGCGCGAGCGAGACAAAGCAUAAGCAAGAGUGUACGGGAAUGUGGGUUGGGAUAUGUGGAUUUGUUUCUGCUGCAUAGUCCUUAUGGCGGUAAGCAGGCACGACUGGAGAGUUGGCGGGCGCUGGAGGAUGCGGUGAAGGAUGGGGAGGUGAGGAUAGCGGGCGUUUCCAACUUUGGCGAGAAGCAUUUGGAGGAAUUGCUAGCCAGCAAACCGCGCAUCACGCCCGCCGUAAACCAGAUUGAAGUCCACCCUUUCAACACCCGUUCAAACCUCACCUCGUACUGCCAAAGCCACGACAUCGUAGUAGAAGCAUACGCGCCUCUGGCAAGAGCGUUGCGUAUGAAGCACCCGACCAUUCUAGAACUUUCAAAGAAAUAUGGUUGUACAGCCGGACAACUUAUGGUGCGGUGGAGCUGUCAACAUGGGUAUGUGCCGUUACCGAAGAGUGUAAGGAAGGAGAGGAUUGUGGAAAACGGGCAGAUUGGCGGGUUCGAGAUUGAUGGGAGGGAUAUGAAGAAGAUGGAUGGCUUGGAUGAGUAUCUCGUGACUGACUGGGAUCCCGUCGAUGCAGACUAGCCAUUACCCAUAUCCGAAACUCGAAAAGUCGUGCCGUCUCGGCGGACGUUGCCGCCGUCACUGCCUCACAUGGACAUGCAUCAAUUGCAUCACAUCCCUGGAAGAACUGCCAGAUUAGGAUUUGCAAGACUACUCUGAGCUUGCCGCUGCCAGAUGGAUUGUGUUUACGACACUGCAGAAAUUGUGCCGUCUGGGCACGGUACUUCACAGAGGCCCCUUCGCAUAAAGCUUGAAUACGGCAA